AUGUUACUUCCUAUAUUUGAUAGUCACUCAGCUCUUUAUGGAUACGAGCUCGUUGUACACAGACUUCUUCUACCUGAUGCUUGGAUACUUCAACACUUCCCAAACAUUAUUGGCUGGGAUGAGGUGCCUACCUACACUGAGCUCAUGCCGCAUGCCAGUGCAUUCAACCCCCUCAGAGGGAACCAGGUGUCGAAUCCUUACAGGCGCGGACUUGAUCGGAUUGCUGCCGAGAACGUACGUUAUGACUGUUAUGCUGAGCACCGGGAGACGGUUCCCUUUGAUGAGAUAGCAAUGUAUUUUGGAUGGUUCGCCGUCAGCUCGACCAUCAUUGUAUGUUAUCUCCCGGAGCACGUCAUGCGUCAGUUUGGCUACGCACAAACGAUGCCUCACAACCCUACAGUCUCCGCUCCUAUCACCAUGACUCGUCGGCAGUUAGAUGAGGUCUUUGCAGACAAGGAGCAUCACAUGGUUCCUGAGGAGGCUCGGGCGACGAGAGCAGAGAAUGAUUGGAGCUGUGUCGAGGGGUACAUCACCUGGUACUACAGAGUGUCACACCCAUACAUGAUUCCCGCUGCACAUGGAGAUCCGCCCAGACCAGCCCACGAGGAGAUUCUGCAGGCUCAUCAGGCUGAGUUGGACCACACUCACGAUCUUCUUCCUCGGUGUCGUCAGAUAGCUGACACGGGCCUGGGAGCCAUUGCAGAUGGUUUAUUCUCUAAGGGGCCUGAAGAGAGGCGUGUGGUGGAUGUUAUGAUUAGGCUGACAUAA
This is a messenger RNA of Vicia villosa (hairy vetch), 768 nucleotides long. RefSeq lists its product as uncharacterized. The transcript is spliced from 2 exons. The coding region runs from base 1 to 768 and encodes 255 amino acids. The record is from RefSeq and is a predicted model, not a curated record. Lineage: Eukaryota; Viridiplantae; Streptophyta; Magnoliopsida; Fabales; Fabaceae.